Messenger RNA from Thecamonas trahens ATCC 50062, 1467 nucleotides. Its product is annotated as esterase. The coding region runs from base 1 to 1467 and encodes 488 amino acids. The record is from RefSeq and is a predicted model, not a curated record. The transcript has a single exon. Lineage: Eukaryota; Apusomonadida; Apusomonadidae.
AUGCAGCUUGUGAUGGCGGUGGUUGCGGCGGCGGUGUAUGCGCUGGUGGCGCUGUCGGUGGCGCCGCCGCUGGACCCGGCGCACUGCGUGGCGCUGGCGCCGCUGGCGCCUGUGCAUGCGGCGGUGUGCGGCGGCGGCGGCGGGGCGCAGGUGGCGGUGACUGUGGGCGCGGCGGCGGGGGCGGCGCAGCGGGCGGCGGCGGGAGCGGUGGCGGCGGCGGUGCGGGCGGCGGUGGCGGGCAACGGCGAGGCGGCGGCGCGGGUGGCGGUCUAUGCCGACGGCGAGUUGGUGGUGGACGUGCGGGCGGUGUCGGGCGGGGCGGCGGCGGCGACGGGCGACGACGCGCCCGACGACGACCUCUUUGUCGUCUUCUCCUGCACCAAGGUCCUGGAGUCGCUGGCUGUCGCCAUCCUUGCCGACCGCGGCUUCCUCGACUAUGACGCGCCCAUCACCGACGUCUGGCCGGGCUUUGCCCCCGGCAAUGGCUCGGCCACCCUCGCCCACCUCAUGCGCCACGAGCUCGGCCUGCCGGCCCUCGACCGCACCCUCUCGCUCGGCUGGCUCUCCGCGAGCUCUGAUUCCGAGCGUACUGCGCUAGCCGAGACGCUUGCCGUCCAGAUGCCGAUGUCCGCGCCGGGCGAGCGCACCUUCUACCACGCCAUCACCCGCGGCCUGUUUGUGGACGAGAUCGUCCGCCGCGCCGACCCACACGGCCGCUCGCUCGCGCACUUUGUGCAGGAGGAGAUUGCCGCACCGCUCGGCCUGGUUGGUGAGCUGGCCAUCGGCGACGGGCCCGGCGGCCUCACGCCCACCCUCGAUGCCCGCGUCGUCACGCACAUUCCGCCGCACAUUCUCACGCUCGCCGGCACCUACCUGCCGCAGCUCUUUCUGCCGCGCGGGCUGGCGCGUGCAUUGUACUCGGACGACACAGUUCUCGACGGGUUUGAAGCCGACUUUAUGGCAAGCAUCGUGCUUUCGCCGUCAUCGACAGCGGCGCGCUCGAUCACCAUCGCCGACUCUGCCGGCGAGCGGCUCAAGUCGGCGGCGGACAUGGCUAACUCGCCCGAGUUCCGCGCGCGGGGCCUGACGUCGGCGGCGGGAGUGACUCACGCGAGAGCGCUGGCCAAGAUCGGGUCGGUGCUGGCGGGUGGCGGUGCGCCGCUGCUCUCGCCGGCCGGCCUCGCCGCUGCCAACGCCGUCCGCGACGACGCCCCGCGCUUUGACGAGGGCUUUUGGCGGAACAUCUCUUACUCGGCGGCCGGGUGGGGCAUGGAUCGCUUUGCCCUUUACGGCCUGCCCGACUGGGAGGGUUGGGCCGGUGCUGGGGGAGCGGUCUUCAUCUGGAACCGCAAGAUCAACACGGCGUUUGCCUACACCCCGUCGCUCCUCCUCCCCCGGCUGAAAAAGGUGCGCGGGACGCGGUACCUGCGGGCGUACCUCGACGCGCUCGACGCAGCGGCGGCUUGA